AUGGAUAUAUAUUACCUUCUCCAUCGUCGGUUUCCUUGGCUCGUCGACUUUCCAACCCUGAGACUGCGCAGACGCAAACACGUCGUUUUCAUGCCAGCCUGGCUCCUUGACUGGAUUCGUACCUCGGUCCACGACAUGCCUUGGUCACAGCCCAGCAUUCGAACCACUGCUAUUCAGUCGCUCAGCAACUCGCGGCAGGACCCGGCAUACUGGGCCUGCUACCCCUACUACAUGAAGCACGCGCGGGAUGGCGAUCGUACGUUCUUCAGACACAUUGAUGUGGACGUCAAGACAGCUCUCGACAGAGGCCGGGGUGCGAAUGCCACGCUGUCCAGGGCUCACUAUCCCUGGACAACGAGGAUGCCGACAAGUGUGGCACCAAUGGCCUUACGGACCGCUUUCUUCCGCACCGACUGGGCGAUGAGUCCAUGCGACAGACUUUAUGUUCAAAUCACCCAUCCGCAUGCACGGCACAAACAAAAUACCCAUGGACUGCAGAGAUUGACAACGGUCAAGCCAAAGAGCAACACCACCCGUGACUUGAAGGCUUCCCAAAGUCAGCGUCUGCCUCGGGAUUCCGAAUCACUAUUCCACUGCCCUUUACGCAAGCCACUUAGCUCCCCUGGACGAGCGAAUUCACGCCCAACUCCAUUGAGUCUCGACCACAAACAGCUACCCCCGCUGGUUUUCAGCAAGCUCACCGAGAGCCCCUUCUACGGGCAGCUUGCGCUUUCUCUCCUGACGCGCCUUCAGAUUAACAGCAUGAUAAAGGGAAUGUUUACGGAACAGCAUUGUAUGGUGGAACAGCUGUGCUCCUUUGUCAGCAAUUGCUUUUACAAGGGUCAGCUGCGCACCGUAGCGGCUAUAAGCCCGGCCGUGCCCGCUAUUAGCAACACUAUUGUCCUGCAUCACAAGGCCACCCUGCACCAGGCCAGGCCCCUAGUAUUCCUUGAUAUUGCGGGCGCGGAGGACCAGCACAACACACACGACAUCUCUGUCAUCAACCCGAACAGCUGCACCGCGGUGGUGGCGCUGGCCAAGGACCUGAUCACCAACCAGAUCAAUCUUCUCAGCCCGUACGGUGGCCAGGCGCAGGUGUCCACCGUGCACGACUAUCAGGGCAAGAAGAACAUGCUUGUGGUGGUCGACUUCACCGCGUGUUCGAGCCUUCUUUUCGCCUCCGAUCCCCACCGAUCCAAAGACUCAACAGGCCAGGGGGGCGUAAUGCCGAUCCUGUACGACGCCAUCUGCAACAGCGUUUUAGUGUAUUGUACAUGGCUCCAAGAGAAGCAAGACGGGAUAACCGAGGAGGAUUCGAUAUCGACCACGAUCGACAUCGCCAGAAUUCUCUGGACACGGCUCAACAACAAACAAAGAGCAAGAGCAAGAGUGAAGAGGCUACUGCCGCCACUUCUAUACAGACUUGCAAGGCAGGUUUUAGUGGACGCGAAUGGCACAGAGGCUGGCCAUAAUGCGAUGGCCCAGCUGUUGGCAUAUUGGGUCAAAAUCGUGCGGUACGAUUUCGAUGCCAUUUAA
This is a messenger RNA of Aspergillus mulundensis, 1536 nucleotides long. RefSeq lists its product as uncharacterized. The transcript has 9 exons. The record is from RefSeq and is a predicted model, not a curated record. Lineage: Eukaryota; Fungi; Ascomycota; Eurotiomycetes; Eurotiales; Aspergillaceae. The coding region runs from base 1 to 1536 and encodes 511 amino acids.